AUGGCCGCCUACGCGCCGUACGAGUUCAUGCGCGUCACGUUCCCGGCGUCGCAUGUCGCGCACGUCGAGAUCAACCGGGCGUCGAAGCUGAAUGCGUUUUCGAGGCCGAUGUGGCUCGAGUUUGGGCGCGUGUUCCGCCAGCUCGGCGGUGAUGCCGACGUGCGGGCGGUGGUGCUGAGCGGCGCGGGGGACAGGGCCUUCACGGCCGGCCUGGACGUGACGGCUGCGAGUACCGAGGGGCCGCUCUCCGGCACGGGGGGGGAGGAUCUGGAUCCCGCGCGGAGGGCCAAGGCUUUGAGAGGCCAUAUCGAGGAGUUUCAGGAGUGCAUCUCCGACAUGGAGAGGUGUGAAAAGCCUGUCAUUUGCGCAAUGCACGGCGUUGCGCUGGGUCUCGCAGUCGAUAUUGCGUGCUGCGCCGACAUCCGCCUCGCUGCUUCAAACACCGUCCUCGCCGUCAAGGAGGUCAACAUUGGACUCGCCGCUGACGUAGGUACCCUCGCGCGCCUGCCCAAGAUUGUGGGCUCGACGUCCUGGGUCAAGGACGUGUGCUUGUCCGCCAGGGACUUUUCCGCCCGGGAGGCGCUGCAGGUCGGCUUUGUGAGCCAGGUUUUCGAGGACAAGGCGCGAACGGUGCAGGCGGCGCUGGACAUGGCGUCGCGGCUGGCGGAGAAGAGCCCCGUGGCGGUGCAGGGCACCAAAGAGCUCUUGAACCACGCGCGGGAUAACGGCACCGCGGCUGCGUUGCGGUACACGGCCGUUUGGAAUUCCGUGGCCUUGCAGGCCGGCGAUUUGCGCAGUGCGUUGACGAGCGUCUUUUCCAAGAAGAAGCCUACGUUUGAGAAGUUGUAG
Metarhizium album ARSEF 1941 is the source of this 849-nucleotide messenger RNA. Its product is annotated as enoyl-CoA hydratase/isomerase family protein. Gene Ontology annotation, molecular function: delta(3,5)-delta(2,4)-dienoyl-CoA isomerase activity. Bases 1 to 849 code for a protein of 282 amino acids. The transcript is spliced from 2 exons. Gene Ontology annotation, cellular component: mitochondrion. The record is from RefSeq and is a predicted model, not a curated record. NCBI's taxonomy places the organism in Eukaryota, Fungi, Ascomycota, Sordariomycetes, Hypocreales, Clavicipitaceae.